AUGAAUUACAGCAUAAAAGAACUAUCAUUUGUAAAAGAAUGUGUUACAGAAGGAAUAAGACCAGAUUUAAGAAAUAAUUUAGAAAAAAGAGAAAUACAAAUUACUUUACUUGAUAAUCCACAUUUAGAUGGAUCACUUGAUAUUAAAAUGGGUUAUUCACAUAUUUUAUUAAGUGUUAAUUUUUUACUAGAACCUGUUAUUGAAUCUAAUUAUGAUAUUCCUGAAUACUAUUUAAAACUUAUUAGAGAUACAAUAAGUCUAGGAAUGAAUAUACAUAUUGAAAUAUACAAUGAUGAUGGAAAUAUAAGAGAUAUGUUUUUUUAUGGUUUACAACAAUUACUUAAAAAUAUAGAAAUACCAGAUUUACAGAAUAAUAGUAUUAUAUCUACAAAUAUUAAUUUACCACAAUCCACCACUUUUGCAAUAUUUAAUGAUAAUUUUGUAAAAGAUCCUAUAAAAUUAGAAGAAGAAAGUAGUGAUGCUUUAGUUACAGUUUUUUAUGAUGAUAAAAACAUUGUAUCUUUUACAAUGUAUAAAUCUGGUAUAUUGAACAUAAAUGUACUUGAUAAUUUAUUAAAAAGUUUAUAA
Vairimorpha ceranae is the source of this 588-nucleotide messenger RNA. RefSeq lists its product as hypothetical. Gene Ontology annotation, biological process: U4 snRNA 3'-end processing; U5 snRNA 3'-end processing; nuclear polyadenylation-dependent mRNA catabolic process. NCBI's taxonomy places the organism in Eukaryota, Fungi, Microsporidia, Nosematidae. The record is from RefSeq and is a predicted model, not a curated record. Gene Ontology annotation, cellular component: nuclear exosome (RNase complex); cytoplasmic exosome (RNase complex). The transcript has a single exon. Bases 1 to 588 code for a protein of 195 amino acids.